AUGUCCGCUAUUUUCAAGGCAUUACAGUCAAAUGGAUCUAAAGAUGCCUCCGACAAAGCGAAACAUAUAAACAGGCAAAGGUUACUUAUUAUAUCCUCAAGAGGAGUAACAUACAGACACCGUCAUCUUAUCAACGACUUAUACAAUCUUUUACCCCAUUCCAAGAAAGAGCCUAAGUUCGAUUCUAAGAAAAACUUAUACCAGUUAAAUGAAGUAGCUGAGUUAUACAAUUGCAACAAUAUCUUUUUCUUUGAAUCAAGAAAGCAUCAAGAUUUGUACCUCUGGGUGACAAAGGCCCCAAAUGGACCAACAUUAAAGUUUCAUGUUCAAAACAUGCAUACCCUAGAUGAACUUAACUUUACAGGAAAUUGCUUGAAAGGCUCAAGGCCCGUUUUGUCAUUUGACAAAUCCUUUGAAGAUUCGGAGCAUCACCGUUUAAUCAAAGAGCUUUUUACGCAUACUUUCGGUGUUCCUCCUAAUUCAAGAAAAUCAAAGCCCUUCAUUGAUCAUGUCAUGACAUUUUCUAUAGUUGACAACAAGAUAUGGAUCCGAAAUUAUCAAAUCAAUGAAACUGUUGAUGUCAAAGAUUCUGAUUCUAGUAACAUAAAUCCUGAUGAGUUGUCGCUUAUAGAAAUAGGGCCGCGUUUCGUGCUCACAUUGAUCACUAUUUUAGAGGGUUCUUUUGGUGGUCCCAAGAUUUAUGAGAACAAGGAAUAUGUGUCUCCUAAUUUCGUCAGAGCACAAUUAAAACAACAAGCUGCUGAACAAGCUAGAACAAGAACGGAGGCUGCAAAGGAAAGAAAAUUGAAGAGAAGAAACCAGGUAUUGAAGGCUGACCCAUUAUCCAAUGAUGCCUUAUUUAAGUCAUGA
Molecule: messenger RNA, 870 nt
Organism: Priceomyces carsonii
Lineage: Eukaryota; Fungi; Ascomycota; Pichiomycetes; Serinales; Debaryomycetaceae
Gene: CSI2
Product: Csi2p
Exons: 1
Coding region: 1-870 (289 amino acids)
Biological process (GO): ribosomal large subunit assembly; rRNA processing
Cellular component (GO): nucleolus
Molecular function (GO): rRNA binding
Source: RefSeq, a predicted model, not a curated record